Messenger RNA from Homarus americanus (American lobster), 2884 nucleotides. RefSeq names its product isoaspartyl peptidase/L-asparaginase-like. Gene Ontology annotation, molecular function: asparaginase activity. The coding region runs from base 863 to 1807 and encodes 314 amino acids. The transcript is spliced from 8 exons. NCBI's taxonomy places the organism in Eukaryota, Metazoa, Arthropoda, Malacostraca, Decapoda, Nephropidae. The record is from RefSeq and is a predicted model, not a curated record.
ACUGGUCACCCCAGUAACAACACCUCACCCGGCUCAGCUGAUCCCAGGAGCACUACUGCUGGAUACGCUUGUAUACUGUAUACUAAUACCGCCUAAAAAUAUAUAAAAAUAUGGUACAGAAGGAGCUUACAUUGACGACUUCCACAUUGACUACGUUUAUGGCUGUGGCCCUCUCCUUCGGGUUCUUCUGUGGCUACAAAUUCAAAAGCUGGAGGAUAGAGUGGCUCAAGAGGCGUCGUGAGCGGCUGCAGAGGAAGAUACAACAGACACAGGCUGAGAUUGACUUGAUACAGAAGUCUUAGAGCAGAGAUGUUUCUUGUACAAGUAUGGGAACAAAGCUUCUCUUGGGAUGUAAAUACAAGAUGUGUUAAUACUGUACCAAGGCUUUGGGAAGGUGCUGUGUAGUACCAGUAGCAAAGGUGGUGGUAAUAAUGCUCUGACAUUUUAUUUAAAAGAUAUUUGCAUGAAAAUACAUAAUCACGAUAUGUGAUAUUUAUUCCCUUGCCAGUUUUCUGCCCAAUUGUGAAGUAUUGUAAUUAAAUAUUUCUGAAAAAGGCAAAUAAUUGUACCAAUACAGUACAUUAAACACAAGAAAAAACAGUACAGUACAGUACCUGUUUUGGCUUAGACACUGCUGUGCAUAAAAAAGAAUCAAGAUUAUUUCUAGGUACAAAAGAGACAAAAAUAUCCUCUUGAUAAAUAUUCCAUUCAUUUGAAGUCUUAAAAUAACAGAAAUUCAUUCACAUUGACAAGGGUAUACAGUACAGUACAGUACAGUAUACAGUAGUAAUUUUUAAAGCCCACGACUAUAAAGACAAACAUCAGAGGCUGACUGCAUCAAGGAGGAUUAGAAGACAUCAUUAUGGUUGAACCAGUGGUGGUCGUCCAUGGAGGAGCCUGGGCAGUACCAGAGGAAUUAUGGGACGAGAGUCUUCAGGGCGUGAAAGCAGCAGCACGUCGAGGAUAUGGGGUCCUCACAGCAGGAGGGUCAUCAGUGGAUGCAGCAGAAGCCAGUGUAGUGUGUCUGGAAGACAAUCCUGUGUUUGAUGCUGGAACUGGAUCAGUUCUUACCUUUGAUGAACAAGUUGAAAUGGAUGCAAUAAUAAUUGAUGGAACAACGAUGGAGGCUGGAGCAGUUGGUGCUAUUCGUAAUGUGCUGAACCCGGUCAAAGUUGCUCGUUUGGUCAUGGAAAAGACUGAUCAUAUUAUGCUUGUUGGAGAUGGAGCCAACAAGUUUGCUGCAGCUCAUGGUGUUCAAGAAGUAGACCCAGAGGUGCUCAUUACCUCUCUGGCAAGACAGACGUUGGCCAAGUACAAGAAGUACACCAGCACUGUGUAUCAUCUCUUCAACAAAACAGAAAAACCUGAAACAAGUGGACAUGAGACUGUGGGUUGUGUUGUAGUGGACAGGGAGGGCCACACAUCCUGUGCCACAUCAACAGGAGGGAUCACUGCCAAAAUGCCUGGACGAGUUGGUGACACACCGAUAGUGGGCGCAGGUGGCUUCGCUGAUGACCAAGUUGGUGCUGUCUCUACUACUGGGCAUGGUGAAGCUAUCAUGAAAGCUUGCCUGGCCCGCCACAUUACAUCUGUCAUGGGCACAGGUGAGAGUGUCAAAUCCUCUAUCCAAAAUGGCUUGGCCCAUAUGGAGUCACGCAUAAAAGGUUUUGGAGGAGCCAUAGCAGUGUCGUGUAAAGGAGAAGUUGGUACACACUUCUCAACUCCACGUAUGACUUGGGCGUAUAUUCAGGCAGGCAAGCUUCACUAUGGCAUCCAUCCCAAUCAGCAUGUUACAGAAGACCUGUAGCUUUCCCAGCAAACUCAAGAAUUUAUGAGGAACAGCUUAUGAUUUAGUACUAUUAGCAGAUGUAGUUUGUAUUUCAACCGUAGCAUCUUUUUUUCAUUUCAUCACAUUACACCACCAUGCCAGAAAAGCUUUGGACAAAUCAGUUCCAUCUUUUUCUUCUAGUUGAAUAUCUUAAUAUUCUUUUACAUAUAUUUUUGUAAAGUUUCUUGUUUUAUGUAAAGGUAGUGUGGUAUGAAAAUAAGGUAGCUUUAAGUCUAGGAGAAAGUGGAUCACAUUUACCACAAAAUGCCCUCAAACAUCAUCUGCUUGUAUAUUAACACUUCCAGUACAGUACUAAUUAGCAUUACCAGUUGUUCUGUAGCUUCACCCAAAUAUCCUUUUCCCCAUUUCACUUAAUCUCUAAUCUCAUAUACAUAACUUGGGACCAUCCUUCUCACACCAUAGGUUGAAAUGUAAAUUCUGUCUUGAGUGGCUGGUAAGGCUUUAGGGCAAGGAAAGGUAACAUGACAGGAAAAUGGCAAAAGAGUUAUUGUAGUAUCCGCAGUUUCACAAGCAGGAAAAGUUAAGAAUUGGAGACAAUGGCUUUAAAAUUUCGGAGGGAAAGGCUUCAUGUGUUCCAAAAUAAGAUGGGGUAACUAAAUAACAAAUGUAGAGCUUAUAAUUAAUCUUGAUUCUUGAUCACAGAAUCGACCUCUUUUUGUGCCUCAGACCUAUAAUAGGACUUGAUUUAUACAACCUUCUUCCAGCCAUGUAUUUUAUGAACUCAGAAAUGAGCAAACUUUUGUAAUGUUGGUACAGUAUUUUACUCUGCACUAAUCAUCUAUUAAUGAUUGUAGUACAUUUUUAAUUAUAUGAAUAAAGUGGUACUUGAGUGUGACUGGUAACCUUGGGAGGAAAAAAGGAAUAUUGAUUUUGUAGUGUACUGAACUAACAUACAAAAUGCCUUAAUAGGAAAACCAUUAUAAAACACUGAGAGGUACUGUAGUGUGUAAAAUAUUUGCUUAAUACUGUACUGUAGUGGGAACUAAUUCUGGAAUACAAUAUUUGUACAGCACAAAAUAAAAUUUCAAAACAAUG